Messenger RNA from Scheffersomyces amazonensis, 2331 nucleotides. RefSeq lists its product as uncharacterized. Gene Ontology annotation, cellular component: mitochondrion. Gene Ontology annotation, molecular function: GTPase activity; translation elongation factor activity; GTP binding. The transcript has a single exon. The record is from RefSeq and is a predicted model, not a curated record. Lineage: Eukaryota; Fungi; Ascomycota; Pichiomycetes; Serinales; Debaryomycetaceae. Gene Ontology annotation, biological process: mitochondrial translational elongation. The coding region runs from base 1 to 2331 and encodes 776 amino acids.
AUGUCUAGAUUUCUUAGGAAUAUGGCUGGAGCCUCGAGUUCCUUAUUGAAAUCAAGAAUUCCUAUUGUUGGAGCUAGGUUGGCCCCUGUUUCAAAUCAUAUUAGUAGUAGUCGAUUUUUCAGUAACUCGAAACUUUUAUUGGCUGAUAAUGAAUUAAAGGAAGUACCUCAAACUUAUGAAGAAGAAAAAGUCAUUAUAGAUGAGAUUAAUAGAGAAUUACCCGAAGAAGAUUUAGCCUCUUCUUUAAGAAUGAGAAAUAUUGGGAUUUCUGCUCAUAUUGAUUCUGGUAAGACUACUUUUACUGAACGUGUUUUAUAUUAUACUGGUAGAAUUAAAGCCAUUCAUGAAGUUAGAGGUCGUGAUGCUGUUGGUGCAAAGAUGGAUCAUAUGGAUUUAGAAAGAGAAAAAGGUAUUACUAUUCAAUCGGCUGCUACUUAUUGUUCUUGGGAUAAAGAUUCAAAUAAGUAUCAUUUUAAUUUAAUUGAUACUCCAGGUCAUAUUGAUUUUACUAUUGAAGUUGAAAGAGCUUUAAGAGUUUUAGAUGGUGCAGUCUUAGUUGUAUGUGCUGUUUCUGGUGUUCAAUCUCAAACUGUUACUGUUGAUCGUCAAAUGCGUCGUUAUAAUGUUCCAAGAGUUACCUUUAUUAAUAAGAUGGAUAGAAUGGGUGCUAAUCCAUUUAAAGCCAUUGAACAAAUUAAUUUGAAAUUAAAGACACCUGCUGCUGCCAUUCAAGUCCCAAUUGGAGCUGAAGAAAAUUUGAAAGGGGUUGUAAACAUUAUUGAUCGUGUUGCUCUUUUUAAUGAAGGUGAUCAAGGUGAAGUUAUUCGUAAAGCUGAUAUUCCAGAAGAUUUAAAGGAUUUAGUUGAAGAAAAGAGAGCUUUAUUAAUUGAAACUUUAGCUGAUGUUGAUGAUGAAAUGGCUGAUAUUUUCUUAGAAGGUGAAGAACCAACUGUUGAACAAAUUAAAGGAGCUAUUAGAAGAGCUACAAUUGCUAGAAAAUUUACUCCAGUUUUAAUGGGUUCUGCUUUAGCUAAUAAAGGUGUUCAACCAGUUUUAGAUGCUGUUGUUGAUUACUUACCUCAACCAAAUGAAGUCUUGAACACUGGUUUAGAUGUUUCUGAUGGAGUUGAAAAACCAGUCAGUUUAAUUCCUUCUAGUUCUGCUCCAUUCGUUGGUUUAGCCUUUAAAUUAGAAGAAGGUCAAUAUGGUCAAUUAACUUAUAUCAGAGUUUAUCAAGGUAAAUUAAAGAAAGGUCUGUACAUGACCCAUCUUAAGAGUGGUAAGAAAGUUAAAGUUGCCAGAUUAGUUAGAAUGCAUUCCAAUGAUAUGGAAGAUGUUAAUGAAGUUGGAGCCGGUGAAAUUUGUGCUACUUUUGGUAUUGAUUGUGCUUCUGGAGAUACAUUUGUUAGUCCAAGUGCUGAACAGCAAAUAGCUAUGAGUUCUAUGUUUGUUCCUGAAGCCGUUAUUUCUUUAUCGAUUGCUCCAAAAUCAAAAGAAAAUGGUGCAUUUUCUAAAGCUAUGAAUAGAUUUCAAAAGGAAGAUCCAACUUUUAGAGUUAAAUUUGAUCCUGAAUCAAAGGAAACUAUUAUUUCUGGUAUGGGAGAAUUACAUUUAGAAAUUUAUGUUGAAAGAAUUAAGAGAGAAUAUGGAGUUGAAUGUAUUACUGGUAAACCUCAAGUUUCUUAUCGUGAAUCUAUUACUUCACCAACUACUUUUGAUUAUACUCAUAAGAAACAAUCUGGAGGUUCUGGUCAAUAUGGUAGAGUUAUGGGAGAAUUUAGUCCAAUUGAAGGUGAAAAUAAAUUCACUGAACAUAUCGUUGGAGGUAAGAUUCCUGAAAAAUUCUUAUUUGCUUGUUCUAAGGGAUUUGAUGAUUCAUUAGAGAAGGGUCCAUUAAUUGGACAUAAAGUAUUGGGUGUUCAUAUGCAUAUUAAUGAUGGUCAAACCCAUAUUGUUGAUUCUUCUGAAUUAUCAUUUAGAACUGCUACUCAUGGAGCUUUCAAACAAGCUUUCUUAAAUGCUAAUCCUGUAAUUUUAGAACCAAUUAUGAGUGUAGAAGUUACUGCACCAAAUGAAUUCCAAGGUUCAGUUGUUGGAUUACUUAAUAAAUUAGGAGGUAUGAUUUUAGAAACUGAAAAUGGUCAAGAUGAAUUCACUUGUUUUGCUGAAUGUUCAUUAAAUACUUUGUUUGGAUUCUCCACCUCUUUAAGAGCUUGUACUCAAGGUAAAGGUGAAUUUUCAUUAGAGUUCUGUAAAUAUUCACAAACCUCACCACAUUUACAAAAAGAAUUAAUUGCACAAUACCAAAAGGCACAAGCUGCUAAGAAGUAG